Messenger RNA from Colletotrichum graminicola M1.001, 2931 nucleotides. RefSeq names its product capsular associated protein. The transcript has 5 exons. The record is from RefSeq and is a predicted model, not a curated record. Lineage: Eukaryota; Fungi; Ascomycota; Sordariomycetes; Glomerellales; Glomerellaceae. The coding region runs from base 1 to 2931 and encodes 976 amino acids.
AUGGCACGCGAUGCGCAUGUACAUAUGACGGCGCUUUGUGCUGUCGGUUCUUUUCUAUGGAUUUCGUCCAAUGUUGAGCGCCAUUCUCUGAUUGUAUACCCCCGCCUGUCUUCUGUCUUGAUCCUCCUGAUAUCGGGGGGUCUGACAUGGCUUGCAAGCUGCCUCGCGGCGUGGCUACCUGGAUCUGACGGCCGAUUCGAUGAGCGCGAUGCCGACCCCACGAGAGUCAUGGAGCAUGUUGUUCCAGCCAGGCCACGACGCUACUUUGCGCCCCUUCUGAUCUUCUGCAUCUUCUUGCGCCUCGAGAUUUUCUACCGAGUGACUUCUCAGCUCCAGUGCUCCGUGCCGGGAAUCCAGGCUUUCCUAUGCAUAUAUUUGGUUGUAUACCACGUUCUCUAUUACCAGAAAGCUCGUCCGCCACCUCCGGAAGAGGACCCUUGGGCCACGCCUCUUGACGACCUUGCGUUUUGGGCCAGCGGCUCUGCGUCCCUCGCGCUAGGGAGCAUCGCCCUUGUCUGCUACAGCACCUUCCUCGCUAUCUCUCAGGGAACCAGAUCAACCUUCUUCUGCUCGUCUUUGCUGGAUAGUCGGCUAUCGACGCUCGCCUUUCAGCUCGCCGGACUGUUUCUGGAUGCCGUCAUCAUCUCGCUGUUUUGGCGUAUCUUGGCGUGGACGAAGACAACAAAGGUUCGUCUGAGGACGCUGGCUUUUGUCCUGCUCCUUUCGGGAGUCUUCAUCAAGGUCUUCCAGAUUCUCAUAUCCCCAAUUAUCUCCACCGGCGAGGGCUACCCGGCUUCCAUUGGCGGAAUCGACUCGUUGUACAUCUUCGACGUCUUCAUCGACAGCUUUGCCUUUGCCAUCCUUGUCAUUUCUCUGGGUAUACUCAUCUGCGAAACGAGUCCUAUCGCCCCUGCGAGCAUCAUCACCUUCAUUUGUGGCAUGGCAGCGACUUUCCAGAACAUUGCUCACAUUGGUACGUGGCAAAUGCAGUCUAAACUUGUUGCCAUCGGACCACUUUACCUGCUGAGUGCGGGCUACAGCUUGUUCCUAUACAGCACGAACGCCCGGUCCAUCCUCUUCAUCCCAAGGAUGUUGCUGAUUGUCCUUCUGUUGGCAACGCUCAUUGGGAUGACUAUCACCGGCCUUGUCAAGUCGACCACCCAGAAGAACCACCCCCUGAACACAAUCAUCUACGAGACCAGAGUGGAAUCGGACCGCUGGCUCCGGCAUGUCAAGACCAGCGAGAACGUCCGCGCCGCCGUCGGCGUGUACCAUGAACGACACUAUGGCAGAGAUCCACCUCCCAACUUUGACAAGUGGUUCGAAUUUGCCAAGGCGCGCAAGACGGCCAUCACAGACCACUUUGAGCAGAUGGAGAGUGACAUUUUUCCGUUCUGGGGCGUCAAGCCAGAAGCAAUUCGGCAAGCCUACAACGAAAGGGUUCCGAAAGAGCCACACAUUGCGGUCGUCACGAUUGAGAAUAAGCAAGUAUCGCACAACUACCAAGGCGACGGCGAGAACAAGAAGGUGCUCGAUGAACUUGUCGCCAUGAUCCAGGGGUUUGUAGAGCAUCUAGCCGAUAUGAAGCUUCCCAUCAACCUGAGCAACCAGCCGAGAGUAUUGACCCCAUGGUACGAUCUUCGUAAAAUCGAUGUGGCGGGGAUGAAGAAGAAGUUCAAGCACCUGUCAACGCGCUCAGUCGAGGAUCCAGCGACAGAUGGUGCCGGCGAUGCUUCCCUGCCAGAGGGGGCCGCCGCGCAGCAAAGCCCAGAGAAGCAAGGCACCGGCGACAAACCGGAGACGAAACGUCAAGCCGCAGCAGGCUCAUCCGUCGUCAUACCGUACACGAAGGGAGCCAUGUUCUCAUCUACCAAGGCCUGGCGGGAGAUGGAGGCCGCCGUGUGCCCAGUAGACAGCCCAGGCAGGUCAGGUCUCCAUUGGAACGUCCGCGAUUUCUGCACCUCAUGUGCCAAGAUGCACUCCGACGAACAGUUCCUGAAACGCUACCCCCAAUCCAAGAGCCUGUGUGACCAACAAGACCUCACCCGGCUCCACAGCUUCCACACGUCGGCUCCGCCAAUCACCCCCUUCCAGGAGCUUCUCCCCGUCUUCAGCAGGCACAAGGCCGACGGCUUCAACGACAUCCUCAUACCCCUCGUGCCACCAGCCGAGGAGGGCCCCGGCGUGAACAAGGACUUCCGGCAGCGCAAGGACAGAGUGUACUGGCGUGGCACGAUCGGCGACAAGCCCAUCAGCGAGGAGGCGCUGCGCGGCAACCACAAGCACCGGCUGGUUCACCUUGUCAACAACGCAACGGCGGCGGACGAUGUCACGAUGAUGCUCGGCGCACCGGCGCAGGGCAACUGGUAUAGCUACGAGACGGUCGCUGCGCGCGAGGCCAACGCCGUGCUCCCGCUCGACGUGGGCAUAACGGAAUAUGCGUGCGAGGGCGGCCCCGGCUGCGACGCGGCUAAGGCGGAGCUGGGCCAGACGCGGGCGGAGGGGGACCCGCUGGAGAACCGGUACGUGCUGUUGUUGGACGAGGACACGGCGCCGCCGCCGGGGCUGCUGCGGACGGUCCGGUCGCCGGGCAGCGUGCCGUUCCUGUCGUCUGUCUUUGGAGAGUGGUACUCGGAGCGGCUGCUCCCAUGGCUGCACUUCGUUCCUAUCGACACGCGGUUCCAUGCGCUCCAUAGCACGGUGGCGUACUUUGUCGGGCUCAAGGGCCGCGGCAAGGUCAACGGGCGUGAGCUGGAAUUCGAGGCGCGGUGGGAGGACGCCGAGUGGAUCGCAACACAGGGGGCACGGUGGGCGGACAAGGCGCUCCGGAGGGAGGAUAUGGAGAUUUACCUGUUCCGGCUGCUCCUAGAAUGGGGUCGCGUGGUGAGCGAUGACCGGGAUAGCAUUGGGUUCAAGCUAGACCAGGCGUGA